UUAUUUGGUUACAUUGUGUCUGCCUCGCCUUCUCGCUAACGCCGCGUCCUAUCGAGUGGCGUUAACAGGGGAACCCUCGUUGCUACCCCUUCCUCCUUUGUCUUUUGCUGCCUUUUUGUCAUUCCGGAUUCCCCCCCCCCCCCCGUGUUUGUUGACGCUGGGAAGGCAUGGCUGUGCAGUAUCACCAUCUGCAGUUGGGAUUAAUCGGUUUGUGAAAGGAAGGGACCUGGGUUCUGUGCCCUGUGUUCCUUUUCACACACCCCCCCCCCACACCCCCAGGGUGAAAAUCUGACCCCACCCCCCUCCCCAUUUAACACAUCCAGAAGUUUGUGAGUGGUGGUGGUGGGGGGGUGGGAGAAAAGAAAAGAGGGUAUUUUCCGAGUGGGAGUCAGUUUCACCCCCACCCACCCCUUCCUUCCAGUGUGUGUGUGCCGCAGGAACUCCCUCCUUUCCCUCCCCAGGUCCUCCUAUUGAAUGGGAGCUGCUGGCUUUGCGGAAACUCUUGUCAUUUUGUAAAACCCACUUGGCAAACGGGGUCACAGCGCCCUCCCUCCCUCCCCACUGUAGUGUUUUAUAUUCAUUCAAUGUGCAAAGAUGGAGCCGGCGAUGGAUAAGGAAUGCGGAGCUCUCGGUGGCCUCUUCCAAGCUGUCAUUAAUGACAUGAAGGGCUCCUAUCCAAUCUGGGAGGACUUCAAUGCCAAGGCUGCUAAGCUUCAUUCUCAGCUCAGGACAACUGUGCUUGCAGCAGCCGCCUUCCUGGAUGCCUUUCAGAAAGUGGCGGACAUGGCGACAAACACACGAGGGGCCACCAGGGAUAUCGGCUCAGCUCUGACUCGAAUGUGCAUGAGGCAUCGCAGCAUCGAAGCCAAGCUCCGACAUUUCACCAAUGCCCUGAUGGAGAGUCUGAUAAACCCUUUGCAGGAUAGGAUAGAGGACUGGAAGAAAUCUGCCAAUCAGCUGGAUAAGGACCAUGCCAAAGAGUACAAGCGAGCGAGGCAUGAGAUCAAAAAGAAAUCAUCUGACACCCUCAAACUUCAGAAGAAAGCUCGGAAAGGUAAAGGUGACCUGAGGCCACAGGUGGAGAAUGCAGUCCAAGAUGUGAAUGACAUGUACCUGUUACUGGAGGAGACCGAGAAGCAGGCUGUGCGGAAAGCCCUGAUUGAGGAGAGAGGCCGAUUCUGCACUUUCAUCACCUUCUUACAGCCUGUUGUGGAUGGAGAGAUUGCAAUGCUGGGGGAAAUCACACACCUGCAGGCAAUUGUUGAUGACCUUAUUGUUCAAACUGCAGAACCUCACAAGCUGCCUCCAGCCAGUGAGCAGGUGAUUAAGGAUCUAAAGGGGUCUGACUACAGCUGGUCCUAUCAGACUCCUCCAUCUUCACCCAGCAGCUCCAGUUCCCGAAAAUCCAGCAUGUGCAGCAGUGUAAACAGUACAAACAGUAGUACAUCUCGCUCCAGUGGUUCCCAAACUCACUCACCAAGUUCAAACUAUCGCUACCGCAGCUUGGCCCAUCCUGCAAGUGCCAGUACCCGCCUUUCCAGUGUCUCCUCGCACGACUCUGGCUUCAUAUCCCAGGAUGCCAUGUACUCCAAACCGCCGUCACCUAUGCCAUCGGAUAUUACCAGCCAGAAGUCAUCAAGCUCCGCUUCCUCUGAGGCAUCGGAGACGUGUCAGUCAGUUAGCGAGUGUAGCUCACCUACCUCGGUUAGUUCUAGCUCCACAGCAGGAGCCUGGUCAGGUGGUGAAAAGUUCAUGCCUGGGUAUGUGUAUUACCAUCUUCCUAGUGAGUGCUGUUCACCUGCGUUCUCUGGCUCUACUCCCAUUAUCUCUGAUAUAAAGGCCUGCAGUAGGCCUAACCCUGCUGUGCUCCCUGAAUCCCCUCCCUUUAACCACUCCCUCGGACCUGGCACUGCUCUCUCAUCAACGAUUCCUAGUUGGAAGGACUGGUCAAAACCUGGUCCAUAUGACCAGCCAAUGGUGAACACUUUGCAGAGACGCAAGGAAGCAGUGGAACGCUAUCGGGAAGCAGAGACGGUCUCAGGCACAGUGGUCUAUGCGGGAAUUGGUGUGGAUGAGAUACAGAGGCCCCGCAUGACAGCAGCAUCACUUGCUGCUAAGCACGGGGAGGAAAUCUCCACAGCAGCCAAUGAUCUAGCCAUGGUACUGACUCGUGGGCUCAGCCUGGAACACCAGAAAAGUAGCCGCGACUCUCUGCAGUACUCCAGCGGUUACAGCACCCAAACCACAACUCCGUCCUGCUCUGAAGACACUAUUCCUUCCCAAGUUUCAGACUACGAUUGCUACUCGGUGAACGGCGACGUGGAGGCGGAACACCAGAGCGAGUUCGACCGGUCGUCGACCAUCCCUCGGAACAGCGACAUUGCGCAGAGCUACCGCAGAAUGUUCCAGACCAAACGGCCGGCCUCCACAGCCGGCCUGCCGUCGGGCGGCAGCACGCAGAACGUUUCCGUCACCCCGGGCGUCGCCACCAUUCGGCGCACGCCGUCCACCAAGCCGUCGGUGCGGCGGGCCCUGUCGAACGCGGGCCCCAUUCCCAUCCGGCCUCCCAUCGUGCCGGUGAAGACACCCACCGUGCCCGACGGCCCGGCGAGGGUCGGCAGCGAGGAGUGCGUGUUCUUCGGCGGCGAAGACACGUCGCCGAACGCCUCGGAGUACGCCAGGUCGUCGCCCAAACGGCUGAGCCUGCCGAACGCGGUGUGGGGUGGCGGUGGCAGCGGCGCAGGCGCAGUGGAGGUCUCCGUGUACCCGGCGGGCGCCACGCUCUCGAGCGAGGAGGAGCAGCAGUUGGCCGCCAACCGCCACAGCCUGGUCGAGAAGAUCGGCGAGCUCGUGGCCAGCGCCCAGGCUCUGGGCGACGGACAGUUCCCCUUCCCCGCGGUGCCCGACAGCGGCGGCGGCCUCCCACCGCGCUCUCCCGACGACGCCCCCGAGGACAUGCUCACCGCCAUCCGCCGAGGGGUGAAGCUCCGGAGGACCGUCACCAACGAUAGGUCGGCGCCCAGGAUUUUGUGACAGCGAGGGCCCGACUCUUGAGAGCAUUGACUGACUCAACCAGGUUGGUUUCCAACGCAGUGCCAUGAACUACCUUUUAAACCAAGCAACUGUGGUGUGGUGGAGUGAAACAUUUUAAAUUAAGAUACGGCAGAUUUUAAAAUGAGUGUACUAUUGUUAGUUCUAAAGAGGAAUUUAACGUUUCGUUCCUUACAGAUGUUCUACCGGCCAUUUAACGGACUCACCUGUUUCGUGGCAUUUUAUUUUGCCUGCCCUCCCCCAGCUUUUUGCCGUAUUUGGUGCAAAAACAAAAAAAAAAUAACGUGCUGUGUGUUAGCUUCACUGAGGUGGUUUGCACUUGACCUCGGUGUGUGUCAGUCCUCAAUGUGUGUCUCUGGCCUCCUCCCCGCCCCCCCCCCCCCCCAGCCAGGUCCUGUCUCAGCCACAGUGACAAGAGAGAAAAAAAAGAUCAGGCUCCCCAGAGCAGUGAUAGAGGUUUAGAAGGGUAUUUAGAAGAAAUUUAGCCGAGACGAGGGCAAGUCAGAAGGGAUUCUUGGUGCAUCUUGCUCCUGCUGUGUAGGUGAGUGUUACUUGCUCAAGUCAGGUUGUAGGAAGGGAGUUUUGAAUUCGAAACUAAAUAUUGGUGGUUAUUGCUUCUCCCCUAAGUAACAUUUAUUUUAAGUUGAGAAGAAAACUCAUGUAAAAAAUGAGGUCUGCAGAUGCUGGAGAUCACAGCUGAAAAUGUGU
Messenger RNA from Hemiscyllium ocellatum (epaulette shark), 3759 nucleotides. It is a transcript of the gene mtss2b, whose product is annotated as MTSS I-BAR domain containing 2b. Gene Ontology annotation, biological process: cell projection assembly; plasma membrane organization. NCBI's taxonomy places the organism in Eukaryota, Metazoa, Chordata, Chondrichthyes, Orectolobiformes, Hemiscylliidae. Gene Ontology annotation, molecular function: phospholipid binding; actin binding. The transcript has 15 exons. Gene Ontology annotation, cellular component: actin cytoskeleton; cytoplasmic side of plasma membrane. The record is from RefSeq and is a predicted model, not a curated record. Bases 595 to 3033 code for a protein of 812 amino acids.